This is a messenger RNA of Orbilia oligospora ATCC 24927, 2529 nucleotides long. RefSeq lists its product as uncharacterized. Bases 1 to 2529 code for a protein of 842 amino acids. Gene Ontology annotation, cellular component: elongator holoenzyme complex. The transcript is spliced from 3 exons. Gene Ontology annotation, biological process: tRNA wobble uridine modification. Gene Ontology annotation, molecular function: protein binding. Lineage: Eukaryota; Fungi; Ascomycota; Orbiliomycetes; Orbiliales; Orbiliaceae. The record is from RefSeq and is a predicted model, not a curated record.
AUGACAGAUACUCGCGGCAGAAUACACCCUCGUUUCGUCUCUAUCGGCGCAAACCGAAUUCCGGCCGCCUCGGACUGGGACAUAAACUCUGGGUUUAUUGCUUAUGGCGCUGGUAAUGUGAUUGCCUUAUGGAGGAUCGAUGAGACCGAAAAAUCCUCUUCUGGUGUUUUUGCAACCCUAAAGGGUCAUACCGAUAAAGUAUCUGCCGUCCGGUUCUUGGACGGUACACCGGACUCUUCAUCGAUACUACUAUCUGGAGGAGUUGACAAAGUUCUUCGGGUGUGGAAGCUUGUGAAGCCGUUUACUGCUUCGGAUAUACCUCGCUAUGAGUUACUAGUUCAAUCCCCACCACAUGAUGGGUCGAUUGUGGAUAUUGCGGUUGAGAGGGUGGGCAGUAAACACAGCAAUGGUUCUUCUGAAGACACAGAGAAAAAGGAAAACGGUACAAUCAUCGCUUCGGCAUCUGCAGAUGGGAGUAUCAAGAUCUGGAGACUUGAUGCAUCGAAGGAAGAAGAGAAGGUUUUAACACAUCUACAAACCCUGACUACGAAGCCAAAGUACUUCCCGCUUAGCAUCGCACUCGCAAAACUUUCUUCAGCAAAUAAGAAGGAUGGGGUCGAGGCAGGGGAACGGACAGAAGCCGACGUCUGGGUCCUGGCUAUAUCUGGCUCUUCAAACUCUAUUCAAAUAUUUGUGGGUAGUACUUUCGAGGACAAAUCCGAUUUUGCACUUUCAGCCACCUUAACCGGUCACGAAAAUUGGAUCCGUUCUCUAUCUUUCGUCCGUGAAGCCAGCACAGACGAUCUGCUCCUCGCAACUGGCAGUCAAGAUCGCUAUAUUCGUCUCUGGCGUGUACACCGUGGUACUGCACUACCCGCCCAGUCUGCAGGUUCAAAGAUGAUGAUCAUGGGACAAGCUCUAUCCAAUAAAGCUCAUCGAUUUUCGGCUGGGAGUGGUAAACAGGAUUAUUCGAUUACCUUUGAAGCUUUACUAGUGGGUCACGAGGAUUGGGUUUACUCUGCGUCAUUUAGAAAGGAUACAACAGAUGGGAAGAUCAAACUAUUAACUGCAUCUGCGGAUAAUUCGCUAUCAAUAUGGGAGGCGGAUGAAACUAGUGGUAUAUGGGUGUGUACCGCAAGAAUGGGUGAAGCGAGUGGUAUGAAAGGUUCGAGUACCGCGACCGGUAGCACAGGCGGCUUUUGGACUGGAUUGUGGAGUCCUUAUGGGAACAAUGUAGUAUCAUUUGGCAAGAAUGGUGGGUGGAGAAGGUGGAAUACUAGUGGGGAAGGGGAGUGGGUGCAGAAGGGAGCUGUGGCAGGACAUAUUAGAGAUGUUAUGGGAGUUUCGUGGGAGAAAGAGGGGAAGUAUCUACUUUCUACGAGUUUGGAUCAAUCGACCCGGCUUUAUGCCCGCUGGAAGUCUUCGAAACACAGACCAUUCUAUGAGUUUUCGAGGCCACAGAUUCACGGUUAUGAUAUCAACUCUAUUGUCUCCAUCAGUCCUACAAAAUUCGUGAGCGGCGCAGAUGAAAAACUUAUGCGAGUCUUCGGCGAGCCGAGGGGAAUCGCUAAGAUGCUAGAAGACCUGUGCGGCAUCCAGCAGGCAGAUAUAGAUUCAUUGCCUGAUGUGGCCAGUCAGCCUGUAUUAGGACUGUCAAACAAAGCCGUCAAUACUGCCCCCGAAGAAAAUGGAGAAGGAGAAGAAAAUGAUCAAGACGCCGAAGGACAUGCAUACCCUCCAUUCGAGGAUUCGUUAUCGAGACAUACGCUUUGGCCUGAAGAAGAGAAGCUGUAUGGACAUGGAUACGAGAUUUCUACAAUUGGGUGUAGUAACGCUGGAGAUGUUAUUGCUACAGCAUGUAAAGCUUCAUCGAUAUCACACGCGGUUAUCAGGAUGUUCGAGACAAAAACAUGGAGACAGCUCAAACCAGCGUUGGAAGCGCAUUCUUUGACGGUGAACAGAAUUGCCUUUUCGAGGGAUGACACUUACAUGUUAAGCGUGGGGAGAGAUAGGCAGUGGACGGUGUUUGAAAGAGUUACAGAAGGGUUGGAGGAGUUUGGUGCACCAUAUAAACCUAUGCAGGUGAUGGCCAAGGCUCAGACGAGAGUUAUCUUUGAUGGAAAGUGGGUCCCUCUAGAGGCUGGAAGGGCCUUUGUUACAGCGGCGAGAGACAAAACGGUGAAAGUUUGGGAAUUACAGGGUAAAGAUUGGGGGUGUACUGAAACGGUCAAGUUUGAGGAGCCGAUUACGGCUAUCGAUAUACUAGAUCGGGUGAUUGAUCUAGACGAGGGCCGAUUUGUGGUGCUGGCAGUAGGGCUGGAGAGCGGUGCUUGGAGUGUUUAUAAGGCUAAAGUGAAAGAGGGUGGUGGGAUCGAGGGGUGGGGGCAAUGGGUAGAGGUCGAUGGAUACAUUGCACCUGCGAAAGCAAUCACACAAAUCGCCUGGAAACCUAGCGGGGAGGACAAGACUUUUGAAGUCGCGAUCUCGAGCGAAGACUCUUCAGUUAGAAUAUAUGAGAUACAGACAUAA